AUGAAUCGUGGAAAGGUCUCUCCUGGUGCAGCCAGUAGCAAUCAUUCUUCUGAUGAGGCCGCUUCUCGUAACGGCUCUCCUGAGACCAAGCUCACGGCGUUCUCUCCAGAGGACGUUCGUAUGAAAUCGCUCUUGGGCCACGGAACUGCGAUUGACGCUUGCAACAAUGAAGCCAUGGCUUUUGCCUCAGUCCAUCGUGCUGGAUUGGGAAAUGAUCCUUUUAUUGGAUCUGUUGGACGAGCUCAGCUCUCUCCUACUGCAAGCCCCUUUACUCCGGCAAGCUACAUUCAUCGUAGCCAUUUGGGGAAUGAAUAUGCUUCGGCAUAUUUGAAUCACGACCUUGCUUCCCAGUCCAAAAUGAGUUAUUUGACUCUCAAUUCGGAGCCAGAAACCCCAUUUACCCCUAAUGGGUCGCUUGCUCGUAACUCCCCGCCCCGUUUUGGGCCAAUUGCUCCCGGUGGUGUAGUUUCCUCUGCACCGAAACAGAUUGAGGUCCCCCAGCUAAAUAUGGGCUACCUGAUGGCUACUUCGGUCCCAGAAACCCCAUUUACUCCGAAUGGGACGUUGGCUCGUAACUCGCCCCCUCGCUACGGUGCAAUCGGCCAAAUUCAUGUCGCUUCUGAUCUACAGCCUAUUAGCUUUUGUCAGGUUGGCACUUUUGACAAAACUAAUUGUAACCGCGCUUUCGUCAUUGAGGGAGUUCCAAAGGAUUUUGCCUAUUUGACUAUCGUUAAUCUUUUUGAGAAACGUACUUACAGUAGCCUGAAGGGCCCUAUUCUUACUGAAUUGGGGUCUCACGGCAGAAUUUAUGCGGCGUUUGCCGAUAGUCGUGAUGCUAGAGCCGUUUUUGAGAAAAUAAACGCUAUGUAUCCGAAUUGGCACUUCCAUGGCUUGACUGCAAAAGAGUUUGCAGGGAAGCUUGAUGCUACUCAUGUCGCUUGGACCUCCGACUACGAAGGUCAUAUCCUCGUCUCAGUGUUUUAUAAUGGUAAUAAUCCUAGUGCCGAUCCACGUGCUAUUUCGCACAACUUCAAGACUACUCUUGAGAAAUUCGGUGAUAUCAAGGCUUUUGCUACUAUACCCACUGAGCAGAAUCAUGUUAUCGAUUUCCAUGUCGAGUUUUUUGAUACUCAUGUAGCAGAAAAUGUGGUUUCUGCCCUAGACGGUAGCUGUGUCAACGGUUGGGUUCUUGAUAUCAAACUUUAUAGACCUGAUGCUACGGAGAUUCCCUAUGAAUACAAGAAAAGAUCCGAUGCAUUUGCGAAGCAAGCAUUUGGAAGCCACAGCAAUGCUAUUGGCCACUCAUGUAUUGAGCUUAGUCCAACCGGUCGUUCAACUAUUCCAAUGGGUGACCCUGCUGGUGACUUGACUUGGUUUUGCAAAUCUGAUGAUCCUUAUUCUUAUCUUCCUCGUCCCGACUUUGGACGUCGUAACGACAAUCGGAUUAAUAACCAGAACUAUGUUGAUAUUGAGAAAGUUCGGCUUGGCCUUGAUGUCCGCACUACAAUCAUGCUUCGCAAUAUUCCCAACAAAAUCGAUCAAGCUAUGCUUAAACAUAUUGUUGAUGAGACUAGUUUCGGGAAAUACGACUUCAUGUAUUUGCGUAUCGACUUUGCCAAUAACUGCAAUGUUGGUUAUGCUUUUAUCAACUUCGAGGAUCCAAUUGAUAUUAUCGAUUUCGCCAAUGCCCGUGCUGGCCGUACUUGGAAUUGCUUCAAUAGUGAUAAGGUCGCUGAAAUAUCCUAUGCUACCAUUCAAGGAAGAGAUUGCCUUGUUCAGAAGUUUCGCAAUAGCUCGGUGAUGCUUGAACACCCGUCAUUCCGCCCAAAGUUGUUCUAUACUGGCAUGGGACCUCUCGCUGGCACAGAAGAACGAUUCCCUGGUCCCGAUAACCCAUCCAAAAUGCGACGAAGCGUCGAAAAUGCCGAGCACGUUGGCCUUUUCGCACCAAGAGUCGGUCAACAGUAUCGUGAUGAGCAACGUCGUCGUCGAUCUCAGUUUGAUCGUGGAACUACCGCUGCUGAACGUGAAAAUUUCUGGAGUCGGUCUCAACAUCCUCGUCGUAUGUCCCAUGAAAAUGGUAAUAUCCAUGGCUAUGUCCAAAUCCCACGUCUGUGUGAGUUCCAGUAUCACCACUAG
Messenger RNA from Ophidiomyces ophidiicola, 2139 nucleotides. RefSeq lists its product as uncharacterized. Gene Ontology annotation, molecular function: RNA binding. Bases 1 to 2139 code for a protein of 712 amino acids. The transcript is spliced from 13 exons. Lineage: Eukaryota; Fungi; Ascomycota; Eurotiomycetes; Onygenales; Onygenaceae. The record is from RefSeq and is a predicted model, not a curated record.